CAGUCCAUUACUCUGUCCUGUUGUUAGGCGUGUUGUUAGGAUAGCGUAUCAGCCAGCUAGCUAACAAGGAUCGGAGACAUUAGUAAGGAUGGCACUUGUAUAUGUUAAUAAAAACGAGAACUGGCAUAUUUACUUGUUUACUCGAAGCUGCACUGACGGAAUCGCUUUUUCCCGAACCACCUAGAGGUUUGCGUUGUGGUUUGGUUUAGUUAGCUUGACAGCUAAGGUUUUGCUAAUGUAGAUCAGCCAACCAACGUUGACGGUAAACAAACCUAGUCGACUCUUGUUGUCUUUGACAUUGGUUUAUAAUCGUACGGUGGAAAAAAUGGAAGAGAUUCAGGAGGAUUUAUUGGAGCAGGAGGAAGAGGAAUUCCAAAUAAUCAAAAAUGCACUAUCAUCACGUUACAAUGUUCCUUUUCGGUCCACGCGGUUGCACAUCCAGAGAAGUAGUGUGUGCUCUCGGGCUUAUUUCGUUGUGGUCAUGGUCUUUUUCCAUGUGUACAUCCUGAAUAUUAUCGGCUUGUUGCUGUACGUGCACUACAACAACGGCCCGGCGGAUUUAGUUGGUGGAGACGGGGAUGCCUCUGCUCCAGGCCGUGACAGCAGAAGUCUACCCCAACCUGCUCCUCCAUCCUUCGAAAAGCUGCAGGACGAGGAGGACUACAGCCAGAGUUUCAGUCUCCAUCGUAUUGAGGGGAUACGGGUUGGACACGUUCAGCAGGUGUCCAUUGUACCGGACAGACUACAUGAGAUGAAGACACUCAGCCUGAAACCUUUGCUGUUUGAGAUCCCUGGAUUUCUGUCAGAGGAGGAGUGUCGUGUGGUGGUGCAGCUGGCUCAGCUCAAGGGUCUGAUGGACAGCCAGCCGCUAACACCUAGCCAGGGACAGGAGUCAAACCAGCCACUACUUUCUCUCAGCACAGAAGAGGUCUUUAGUCUGUUGGACCUCAACCAAGAUGGGUUUCUUCAGAAACAAGAGAUUUUGAGUCAUUCACGUUCUCGAGAUGGAACUUGGUUGAGCCCAGACAACUUACGGCAGAUCCUGACUGGUCUGGAAGUCUGUCCAACAGGGAUGCUGACACUGGGGGACUUCAGGCGGGUAUACGAUGUGUCAAGGCGUCCACAACAACAGCGAAGCGGAAGGCUCUAUAGUAACUUUAAACAGAGAAGCAAGCAUACGUGGCUUUACCAAGGGCCAGGAUCUCACCACGUGCUGCAGACACUCCGGAAAAGAGUUAUCAGCCUGACACGUUUGCCCUCUUCACUGGUGGAGCUGAGUGAACCGCUGCAGGUGAAUUGUUAUGAGCACAGAGAUUUCAGCAGCGCUCACUACGACAGCAGCUCCUCCCACCCAGAGACCACCUGUGCACACACACGCCUGGCAGGAAACGCGUCUGCUCUCACAGAGGUCUCAUGCAGGUACCUGACCGUCGUGUUCUACCUCAGCUCUGCAGAGGACGGUGGUGAAACUACCUUCCCUGUAGCAGAUAAUCGUACCUACGAUGAGCAGGCCCUGAUCCAGGAGGGAGUUGAUUUGACAGACACCCAACAGACAUGUGGCAAAGGGAAUCUGAGAAUAAAGCCCACCACUGGGACAGCUCUCCUCUGGUAUAACCAUUUAUCUGAUGGGAGAGGUUGGAUGGGCGAGUUGGAUGAGUAUUCCCUGCAGGGUGACUGUCCAAUCAGGCGAGGAGUGAAGUGGGUGGCCAACAGCUGGGUGAACGUUGACCCGGAUCACCAGCAACAGGCUCGCUACCAGAGACUAGUAGCCCAAAGGCAUCAAACCAAGUCUGGCAUGGAGGACCAGUACUAUCCUCUUUCUCACAGUGACCUCCAUCUGGAUCUAUAGUCAGGGCUUAUAUUGGUACAACUUUACAAAUGAGCUUUUUAAACUUUUUUUUUUCCCAGUGUGAUGUGACCGAUAUUUACGUACACAAUGUCAGAGUGCAGUACUA
Molecule: messenger RNA, 1955 nt
Organism: Nematolebias whitei (Rio pearlfish)
Lineage: Eukaryota; Metazoa; Chordata; Actinopteri; Cyprinodontiformes; Rivulidae
Product: transmembrane prolyl 4-hydroxylase
Exons: 9
Coding region: 326-1849 (507 amino acids)
Biological process (GO): peptidyl-proline hydroxylation to 4-hydroxy-L-proline
Cellular component (GO): endoplasmic reticulum
Molecular function (GO): procollagen-proline 4-dioxygenase activity; L-ascorbic acid binding; iron ion binding
Source: RefSeq, a predicted model, not a curated record